GUUGACGUCUCGACGUUGUCUGUACCCUGAACGCAUUCAAAAGCAACCCCUCGUGACAUCUAGUUAAUGCGAUCACCAGAACUAGUCCCUUCUUGAAAGAUCUGCGCAGAAUUCCGGGUUCGCUUUCGUUCCUAAUUGCUCUCUCAGUUGCGGGGUGCAAACAACUUCCGAUCAUGCCAGCCCAAACCACAUGCCCAAUACCCGAAGUCGACCGCGCACUCUCGUCAUACAUAAACAAUCGGGAAGACACGCUAAGGAUCCGACGGGCUCUUUCCAAGUAUCUCACCUCAAGUCUGAGGCCUGUCAGUGCAGCGACCCAGAAUCAACAUCUGAACCAUGAGUGCCCACAGAACCUGUCUGCAGCCAAUACCAACCCUCCAGGCUUGAAGGACACUCGUCUGGAGUAUUUACAGGCUCUGCGGGUCAAGUCACAAGCGCAAACAAGACACCGUGAACUUCAGGCUUCAUUAGAAGAUUUACGCGACCGUUACGUGGACGAGAACCCAACGCAGCCAGAAUCAGAAUACGACAACGAAGCUACGCGAGGUUACGUUGCUUUGCUACGACAGCGCCGAAGAUAUGCAGAACUUCAAGUCAUCCAAGAAUCUCUAGACAAGCUUCUCACCGCAAAGCCAUCGACCGCUGCGGCUGACCCAAGAGCUUCCAUCAAGAGCGCCAUCGGCGAGCAACCAGACUUACCCGCCGAGAGGCUAGAGCAGCUAUCGCAAGCCGAAGAUGACCAGAACUGGGUCUUCAAGCUGAAGCAGGAGGUUCUCGAGGCGCGAACAGCCAUGGAGCGCGCCCAGGCCGCGAGGAAGAAGGCCCAGGAUGAGAUGCCUGGCGAGCCCAGCUUGCAAGCGCAAGUCCAUGCACUCGAGCGAGCAAGAGACGAGCUCGUUGAUUGGGUGCAAGGGGAGUUGGCUAAGAUGGAAGAGGACAGUGUUUUCCUUGAGGAUGCCUCACCUGUCAAACGUCCAAUCAGCGUCGCAGCACCCGUCGAUCUAGCGUCAGCAGAGACACAGAUACAAGAGUCGUACAACAAGUACAUAGAAGCUCGUGCUAGUCUGCUCGAAGCUCAUGCAAGCCUCCAGCAACCUCUUGAUAUCCAGACUGACGAUCAGAACGGCGGUCCGACUACCCCCAACGAAGAGGACAAAGGCGCGGCAACGAAGCCUGCCCGGCCCAUCACCAAACUCUUGCCUUACCUCCCGCAUCUCACCCAGAUAGCCAACAGUGAGCGUUCUUUGCUCCAACAAUCUGUAUACCUCCAGAGCCAGAUAGCAUCCGCAGACCAAGACAUUGAAGAAGCGCUUCUGCGACUCUCCGGUGAAAGCCAUCUCCUGCCCGCUGGCUCGAAGGAAGUCGCAGCAUGGGGCAAGACAGCACGGGAAGCUGAGGCGGCCACCGAAGCAUUGGUGAAAGAGCGUUUGCAAGCUGCGCGACAAGAAGUGGGGAGUGUGAGCACUAUUGUAGAGCUUUGCUCGUUGCAGAGCAAGGUGUUGGAGUCAGCAUAGAACGAGGAGGCGAUGCCAGCAUGGGAUAAGGAUUGCGAAACCCAGGCUGCAGCCACGAUCAAGAGAGCAAGACAUUAUCCUCGUCAGUUACAAGGGACUCGUAUGUAGCUUCAGGACAGCUCAUAGCGUAGUCUUCGUACAUUGACAUCCGCGUAUUAGACCAGUUUCUUUGUGUGAUGUAAACAACGUACGUGCCCAUGGCUGACAGAGCACAUGUUAGCUACGAUGUUUACCGCCGUUUAUUACAU
Messenger RNA from Alternaria rosae, 1762 nucleotides. RefSeq lists its product as uncharacterized. The transcript has a single exon. The record is from RefSeq and is a predicted model, not a curated record. Lineage: Eukaryota; Fungi; Ascomycota; Dothideomycetes; Pleosporales; Pleosporaceae. Bases 174 to 1514 code for a protein of 446 amino acids.